Molecule: messenger RNA, 450 nt
Organism: Vicia faba (fava bean)
Lineage: Eukaryota; Viridiplantae; Streptophyta; Magnoliopsida; Fabales; Fabaceae
Source: the annotation of a GenBank genome assembly
AUGGCCGACCAGCUCACCGAUGAUCAGAUCGCCGAGUUCAAGGAGGCUUUCAGCCUAUUCGACAAGGACGGCGAUGGUUGUAUUACAACCAAGGAACUCGGGACUGUAAUGCGGUCUCUUGGGCAAAAUCCAACUGAGGCAGAGCUGCAAGACAUGAUAAAUGAAGUUGAUGCCGAUGGCAAUGGUACCAUUGAUUUCCCUGAAUUCCUCAACCUUAUGGCCCGCAAGAUGAAAGACACUGAUUCAGAGGAGGAACUCAAGGAAGCCUUCCGCGUCUUUGAUAAGGAUCAAAAUGGUUUUAUUUCUGCGGCUGAGCUCCGCCAUGUUAUGACAAAUCUUGGCGAGAAGCUCACAGACGAGGAAGUUGAUGAGAUGAUUCGCGAGGCUGAUGUUGACGGUGAUGGGCAGAUCAACUAUGAGGAGUUUGUCAAAGUUAUGAUGGCCAAGUGA